Punctularia strigosozonata HHB-11173 SS5 is the source of this 1310-nucleotide messenger RNA. Its product is annotated as UAA transporter. NCBI's taxonomy places the organism in Eukaryota, Fungi, Basidiomycota, Agaricomycetes, Corticiales, Punctulariaceae. Gene Ontology annotation, biological process: UDP-galactose transmembrane transport. The record is from RefSeq and is a predicted model, not a curated record. Gene Ontology annotation, cellular component: Golgi membrane; endoplasmic reticulum membrane. The transcript has 7 exons. Bases 31 to 1251 code for a protein of 406 amino acids. Gene Ontology annotation, molecular function: UDP-galactose transmembrane transporter activity; UDP-glucose transmembrane transporter activity.
UGUCUCUCCUUACCACACUCCGGGUCUGCCAUGUCGAUUGCUAGGCUGGCGUUAUGCAUCGUCGGCGUAUAUUCGAUGUUCCUGCUAUGGGCAGUAGCACAGGAACGACUAUCCGUCCCCUUCGAGAGGAUAGAUGGCUCCGGAGCCGACAAGUUCAAGUCUCCCCUAGUACUUGGCACGGUUCAAAGUGCACUGAGUGCACUGACUGCCCUUCUGUAUCUCGUCCUCCGCCGGAAGGCGGGCGAUGACCUCAGGCAUACGCUGGGCCUGGGCGCUCCCUCGUCUCCGCCCCAAACAGCGAGAUCUAGCGCGCCCGAAAAGUCUGGCAACGGAACCGCGAACGGUAUCUCGAACGGACAUGCUCACAAGAAACACACCGAGGACCCCAACCUCCGCUAUUCGACCUCCUCCCUCCUCGCGCGUUACGCCCAAUGCGCCCUCUUCAUCACCGCCGCCGCACCAUUCGGUUUCGCCGCACUCUCCCACAUAUCCUACCCGACGAUGGUCCUCGGCAAGUCCUGCAAGCUGGUGCCCGUCAUGCUCAUGAACGUCGUGCUCUACCGUCGCAAGUUCGCGGGGUAUAAGUAUGUAGUGGUAACGAUGGUCACUGCGGGGAUCACCGCCUUCAUGUACUUCGGCGACCAGAAGAAGGCGAAGGGAGGCCACGGUGGCCGAGGCAGCGCCGCCUCCGGAGGAGCUUAUGCGAACCUCAUCGGAACGACAUACCUAUUGAUAAACCUAGCAAUCGACGGGGCGACCAACAGCACGCAAGAUGAGAUUUUUGCGAGGUACCGCGUUAACGGACAGCAGAUGAUGCUUUGGAUCAACUUGUUUUCUACCGUGCUCACGACGGUCAUUGCCAUGAUACCCCUCCCCUAUAUACCCGUUCUGCACGAGGGCCCCGCAGGCCAGUCAGAACUUGAUGCCACGCUCGCAUUUUUGCAGACGCACCCAAGCCUUCUUACGCCGCUCUUCCAAUUCGCUAUCACAGGGGCGCUCGGCCAGAUCUUCAUCUUCGAGACCCUCCAACAUUUCGGCAGUUUGACGCUAGUCACAAUCACCCUGACACGUAAGCUGUUCACGAUGGUGCUAUCCGUCGUGCUUUAUAAGCACAAACUCACCCUUGGCCAAUGGGCUGGUGCUGCAAUCGUCUUCGCUGGCAUAUCUGUGGAGGCUUGGGUUAAACGGAGAGAGGUGCAUGCGAAGAGGGUCAUACAGGAGAAAGAAAAGGCGAAGAUAAAAACCCUGUGACCCCUCGUAUCGUAUUAAUAAUAGAUGAAUUGUGAAGGAUAAAUCUGCAAAUGUGAAGC